AUGGCUACGGAGUCAGCGCCCCGCCUCAAUGGAACCAUACCAGGUGACAGCAGCACCAAACCAGUUCGUGAUCCUCACGACGAAGUACAGGGUUUCUGGAAAGCUGUGAAAUCAUUCACGUCCAAAAAUGGGUUCGAGAGCCUCACCAGCCUCAUCGAGCGUGAUAUCUCCCAAAGGGUUGUACUCAAACAAAAGGAUAGUGAGAUACUUGAUCUGAAAAACCAACUGGCUACCUGCGAUGCGUCUCAUAGUGCUUACAACAAUGAGCAAUAUUUGAACUUUGAAAAGAGGUUCCAGGAAUGGGGAAAGCAGAACGCAAAUCUACGAAGAGACGCAAACGACUUGGCGACAGCUUCCGAAGAGAAAGCUAAAAAUAUCGUUACCCUCAAUCAAGAGCUCCAAAAGUGCAAAACACAAUUCGAUGACCUUGACAAGGCGUACGCAGAGAUGACGAAGGAACUCAAAAGUCGAGGUCAACUAAUCGGAGACUUCGAUACCAAGUUGCAGAAUGCACAGUACUCGGAAAAUGGCUUGAAAGAAAAGUUGAAGAAGUCAUACAACUGCACAGCCGCGUUCAAGAAGUCUUUGGAAGAGAGAACAGCUGAGAAUAAGAGACUCAAGGAGGAAAAUUCCGAAUUGGGGAAGACAAUCGAGGAAUACCGAGGAUUCUCCGUUGAGAUUGAGGAACUCGAUCUUACGGCAAAGGACUGGACGAAAUUGAAUGACAACAAAGCGUUCAAAAACGAUAUUCCUCUCCCUCAAAAUAAUGCUCCCAUUUCAAAACAGAUGCGGGUAGCAGUAACUCUUGGCGCUCUUGCGCGCCUUGUCAUCAAAUUCCUCUUCCAGCCUACUUAUCUGGUAGAGGACUACAGUGGUCUGCGAAAGGCACUACGCUACCAAGCAGUUAUCGAUCCGAGGAAAGAGAUGUAUACCAGGGGUAUCCUUCUUUCCAUGCUGCCCGACGAUCAGGAGCAGAUUGACGAAGAGAUAAUUGAUUUUAUCCUAGAAGAUUUGGAGAGGAUUGUAUGCGUAGAUGUUCUCUUUGCCUCACACGACGACUUCGACCGAUUCUCGAAUGCGCUCCAAGGCCUUCUGAUCCAGUUCCAGAAGCAGUGGAAACAAGUACAACGUGGGCGGCAGAAGCUCGAACCAAGCCCUGAUGUACAUGCUUCGAAGACGGGAUACCCUUGGUAUGUAGUCGAUUUUCCGGUUGCAGUGCAAGAUCAAAAGCGCACUUCAUCGCCUCCCACAACCGCCAAUGCGCAGGAUGGCACUGUGAUAGUCCCACAAAUUAUCCGCAUGCGAGAGCAGGCUGAACCGGAACCUGUCACACCCGGCUGGGUACUUCAGCAAGCUCACAUACAUGCGGCAGAUGAGGAGCUCUUAAAAAUCCGCAGAAGCCUUCGUUCUGUGUCAGUUGUGGAAGAAACUUCAAAUCGCCCUCGGAACCGAAAGCGGACUAUGUCUAUCACUGCUGAUGCAAAGAAUGCCGAUUCUUUUUUACGCUAA
This is a messenger RNA of Didymosphaeria variabile, 1509 nucleotides long. RefSeq lists its product as uncharacterized. NCBI's taxonomy places the organism in Eukaryota, Fungi, Ascomycota, Dothideomycetes, Pleosporales, Didymosphaeriaceae. The transcript has 2 exons. Bases 1 to 1509 code for a protein of 502 amino acids. The record is from RefSeq and is a predicted model, not a curated record.